AUGGGUGUGCUGCCUGUGCUAGCUGUCAGGAUUCCAGCAGUGGUGCAACAGAUGACUGGGCCGCAAGUGUCAAAUGUGCUUUGGGCCACCGGGCGGCUCGUGGCCGAUCCAGCCAUUCACUGUGGGGUUCUGCCUCUUUACAAAGCUCUGCCUAUUUUGGUGACCCGAGCGGGCACCUUGUUGCCUUCUGCAUGUGACCAAGUCUUGUGUAAUUCCUGGGGCCUGGCGCUGAGUGAGUGCUGCGAUGCCUUCCUGGAGGCCUUGGCGCGGGUGGCGACUGAGGCUGUUGGAAGCCAAAGGUGGCCGAGCAGAACCUGCCGCUGGUGCUCUGUGCACUUGCUCGGCUGCAGAUUGCCAACGAAGAUUUGCUGCACGUCACAAUACGUCACAGCCAAGUGCAUUUCCCCCAUGCUGGAUAAGAUGAACCACUGGGGCCUUUGCGCCUUAACCUGGGCCUACCAAGAGCUGGACCUCUGCGAUGAGCACCUGGCGUUCCACCAAGACUUGGCCAUCGAAGUGGCGCUCAGGAAGUUUGGCCAGGAUGUGGAGCGCAGCUCCCUUGGACCGGAAGCUUGGAAGGAUGCUCGCGAACGCGGAUGCGACUAG
Molecule: messenger RNA, 606 nt
Organism: Effrenium voratum
Lineage: Eukaryota; Dinophyceae; Suessiales; Symbiodiniaceae
Source: the annotation of a GenBank genome assembly